UGGGGGAGGAUAUACUGGGAGUGGAAUCAGAUUACACAUCCUGCCUGGGAAGGGAGAGCCUGGCUCACACACACACAGGGAAGGAGGGGAUCUAUCUCUUACUUUUGUCAUAUCACUGCUUGGGGAUCGCGACAGAUACUACAGAAUCUAAGCAAUCAACAGGUCUACCAGGACUUUUAAUUUACUUUUAGGCUCUUCCACCGGACCAUGUGAGGGGGGAGACAUAUAAAAAUGGCUGACAGCUCAGACUGGGUGGAGAUUAUUGAGCCACGCUCUCAUGAGCGGAUGUACGUAAAUUUGACAACUGGGGAAUGUGGCUGGGAUCCUCCACCAGAUGUCAAUGUGCGCCAGUCUGAUGAAAACCAGUGGUGGGAGCUGUAUGAUCAACAAAGCGGGCGCUUCUACUACUACAAUGCCCUGAGUCGCCGGACGGUAUGGCACCGCCCACAGCAAUGUGACAUCGUACCUCUGGCCAAAUUACAAGCUGUGAAACGUGCCUCCCAGCCCAGCCUCACUUCACGUGCCAGUCAAGAACGGAUCUUUCAAAGGGGCAGCACGAGCAGUGAGGGAGCAAACUCUCCCAUUGAGAUCCUGAUGCUUCAAGAUUCAGAGUAUGGAAAGGAUGGCUCUAAAAGAAGGGGAGACAGUAUGGAUAGCAGGAAGGACUCUGGAAGGUGGCAGCCUGUUCCUGGGACCAAAGCGGCCAUGCUGGUGAAGGUAAAUAGCCUGAAACAGGUGCCUGUGUCUCCAGCCUGCCCACCACUUCAAAAUAGCAACCCUAAAGCACCUGUCACCAGACCCACUGCUUGUGCACAGGUACCACCCUCUGCUAUGCAAGCAAAAUCUGCUCUUGAUCAAAAGCAAUCUAUGCAAAUAAAGAAAACUGACAAUGGUGGAUUCUGCCUUGUCCUAACUAAUGGGGCCACUUGUCAAACUCCACAAAGGACUCCUACAGGGACACUGCAGCCCUCAUCUCCUAGGUAUGGUUCUCCACCACCUAUAUAUGAUGAGCCUUCUCUGGAAUCUCCAAUUUAUGAUUUGCCACCAGCAGAGAUGGACUUUGAAAGCAUGACUGCGCACUCAAUUUCUCCACCUUUGUCCCCAACUAACAGCCUACAGAGCCAUUCACAGAUGCCUAAGCUUUUGCCUUACCCAAGUGUUCAUCAGAAUAAACACAAGAGGAACCCAUCUGCUACAGAGUACAGUCCCGCAGGCAGGGAGUACAUAAAGCACAUGGUCAAUGUUGACCAAACCACUAAACAGACUAUUUCUCCUACAGGAUCUCUUGAUGUUACACCUAAACAUCAGCCUAGUCCGUUAGCCUUAAAAGACAGUUUUAAACAUUCUUGGAGGGUCUUGGAAGCUAAUGUUCUGAAGAAUGUGGAAGCUCACCAUAACAGGCAGAACAGCCUUCCUCAAGACUACCCUACAGUGGUAAGUCAGCAGGACUCUGGGUACUCCACAGGUCCUUCUCCUAGUUUGAGGAAAAGGAAAGGUAGGAGACAAGGGAAUGUUCAAAUAAGACCUGGUUCUGUUGGCAGCAGCAGUGAACUCAAUGCUUUGAAUGAAAAACUGAUUGCUGAGAUGAGAACAGUGGUCGGCAGGACCACCAUUGGGAGGGGUAGCAAGACUAGUUUGGACACAGAUAUGACAGAAAACAUUGCUCCAGAGAGUAACCGGGUGCGAUUUCAGACUGGCUCCUUAAAUAACGGUGUGGGGAGAGGUUCAAGGGACGACAUCACAUCCAGCAGUAGGUCGUUGUACAGACCUGGAACAGAGAUCCGAGAGUGUGGUAGAGCAGAAAUAAAUGUUCAGCCAGAAGUGGUACGGCAGAAACGGACUUAUGAGAAAAUAGAUUUCUUGGAGAAGAAGGUCACCAGCCAGGCAAGUUUACUCUCAUCGGAAUCAACAAGAACAGUAUCGCAGAGUGGAACUCUAGAGGGAAAUCCUGCAUGUGAAAGUCGGGGGCAGCCAACGUUUGGACCUGGAUACCAAUUUCCUUAUACUACUUUGAGGAAACCACUUUCUCAAACAAGCAUGGUGGAUUGGGCCUCCAAAAAUCUCAACAUGCAUACACAGGGCAUUUUCCGCCGAAGACUCUCAAUAUCCAAUAUGCUCUCUUGGAAUGGUGGUUCCAUCAAAAAGCCCAUGCUAAUCACCAGCAAUAGGGUCAUCAAGAAAGAAGCUUGUGAGAUGUUCAAGCUGGUUCAGAUUUACAUGGGAGAUCGUCAGGCCCGGACAGACAGGAACCAGGUGGCAUUGGUGCUAGUGACCAAGUGUUGGACCUUGCAAGGGUUACGGGAUGAACUGUAUAUGCAACUGGUGAGACAGACCACAAAUAACAUGUCUUACAGAAGCCUGUCUUGGGGAUGGGAACUUAUAGCUAUCAGUUUGGGCUUUUUCUCCCCAUCUCCAAAAUUUCAGUCAUACUUGGAAGGAUACAUUUACAGACACCUGGACGAAACUAGUGAUCUUAAUAUUCACCAGCGGAUUCAGGAAGUACAGGAACUGAAAUCUAAGAAGAUCUCAAAAUCACGGAAAAAAAGAAAACAAAAUAUAGACGACGAGGAAGGUCUUCCAAUCAGCACCUAUGCUAAAUACUGCUACCGCAAGCUGCAGAAAGUGGCAAUUACUGGAGGAAAGAAGGGGCUGAGAAAGCCGACACUGGAGGAAAUAGAGCAAGCUAAAGAUGCCAUCUUGACCCCUUCUCUGUUUGGUAGCUCCCUGGAAGAGAUUAUGGAAAGACAGAAAGAAGUGUACCCUGAUCGCCGGCUACCAUGGGUACAGACGCAGCUCUCACAGCAGGUGUUGGCCUUGGGAGGUGAAAGGACAGAGGGAAUAUUUAGGGUCCCUGGAGAUAUUGAUGAAGUUAAUGCACUAAAACUGCAGGUGGAGCAGUGGAGGAUUCCAGACACUCUCUCAGACCCCACCAUUCCUGCAUCUCUUUUGAAGCUUUGGUAUCGAGAGCUGGAGGAGCCUCUGAUACCGCAGCAGUUCUACAAGCAGUGUAUUAGUAACUAUGAGAAUCCUGAUGCCGCAGUGUCUGUCGUGCACCAACUUCCCGACCUGAACAGGCUGGUUCUGUGUUACCUCAUCCACUUCCUCCAGAUUUUCUCUCAGCCUUCAAAUGUUGGCAUAACAAAGAUGGACGUCAACAAUCUUGCCAUGGUCAUGGCACCGAAUUGCCUACGCUGCCAGUCAGAUGACCCCAGAAUUAUCUUUGAGAACACCCGAAAAGAAAUGUCUUUUUUGAGGAUGCUGAUUGUCCAUCUAGACACAAGUUUUGUGAGGGGCUUGCUCUAAGAUGGAGAGAGGCCACAGGCCCUUCUAUUCUUCUUCUUUCUUGUGUAUAUAUCAGGUUUUGUCUUUUCCAUUUGAGAGUUGAAAGGUGCGGUCCCUCCAGGGGAAAGAGGAUGUCCCUCAGAGGGCUCAUAUAUACAAAAUUCUCAGGAUUUUUCUAGCACUUUCUCAAAAAAAUUCUGGAUAGGUCAUUGGUGCCAAAGGCAUUUAAAAUUACCAUGAAUCUUUAACGUCAUCAGUAGUGAUCUGUGAACAUGCUUUCUCAUGUCCAGUCUUUAAUAAUGUGAAAACAAUAUUUUCUGUGUCUAUCUUUAGAGUGAGUGUGUUAUGCUUACCUCAUUCAGAGCCAUCUUUACAGUGAGAAUAAAGUCUGUCUAAGAUGCUUAGAAAUCAAGGCUUUUUUAUUUUUAUCUGUUGCUUUGGAGGGACCGUACCUCAUAAUAUAUUUUACUUUUUUUUUUUUAUUAUUAUUAUUUGUUUGUUUUUUUACUUUGGGUUUUAAUUUAGGCUUCUUUUCAACUGUAAUGUUAGAGCUCACUGUCACUGCAUGAGCCAUGAGUAUUGCUACCCUUCAUUAAUAGGUUUGCUGUGACAUAUUGAUCUAUAAUAUGUCAUACUAUAACAUCUUGCUAACGAUUUAGUUCCGUUUCAGAAACGUGAACUGGCAGUUUGCAAACUUCGAUUAAUUUCUUCAGGCACAACAUUCACUGAUGUGUUUGUUUGUGUUUUUACUGGUUUUACCACUGUAAAGCACUUGUGUACCACACAAACCUAAAUCGUGCUAAUGGGCCAAUAGAGUGUGCACAUAUUAUCACAUGAUCCCACAGUUCCAGCGAUGUAACCAUUUUCUAUUUGCUUUGGAGCAACUUUGUAUCUAGUGCUUAGAAGUACUUGAGUCCCUGCAUGACUGCAUCCCAAAAUACUUUAAUUUGUAUACAAAACCCCUUCAGUUAAGUAAAUCCUCUGUUCAUGUGCAAUAUGGUUUUGUUCUUGUUAAGAAUUAAAAAUAGACUUCAGGAUAUCGCAAUUUAAUGCUACCUGUUCAAUUUACCAUUUUCCUGUGGAACAGUACAAGGCCUUUUCCUGUUUCCCGCUGACAUGUGAAGUUCUAGAAUGGUCUGUGCCUAUUUAAUGCUAAAACAAGACCUAGUAAAUGACAGAAAAUAAGAGUUCUUUCUGAGCACUGUUGUGUUUCCAUGCCACAGGCAAGCUGUCUGCGUUUCCUAAUCAUUUAUGAGGAAUUAACAUUGUUAAAAAUGAAUCCAACGCACAAGUAGCAGAGACAGAACAUGGCUGCUGGAAUGCUCCCUUGAUUGCUAGUUACACAUGAAUAUAACCAAUUCUGCCGCAUUUCUACUUUGUUUACACAAUGCAGAAAAAUUGAGUUUGUUUAUUACACAAGUGAGUAUGUACAAUGUGUACAGGAAGUUGUCCAUUAAACUACAAACAUCUGUCCCAAGGAGAUAAUAGAUAUUCUACCCUGAGCCUAAUAUUUUACUAACAUAUAGAGCAGGUAUAGGAAUACCAUGGAAAACCUGGCAGCUAUGGAAAACUGUGCAAUAGAGUGACAGGAAAGGUGUGGCAACGCUUUCAUUUCUCCACACAUUAUUGGAGCAGCACUUCAGCUUACCCUAGCUACGGUGUUACUGUACAUGGAUUUUAUGUGGUGUAAGGUUGGACUAUGCAUUGACUAUGCACUGCCAAUUUCACAAUUUGGAUUAUGGAUUGGUUGCUUUGGCAACUACUCCAUUUCAUCUUUCGCCAAAGCUUGAUACAUCUCCCCCUCAUAUUCCUUACUGUCUUUGAACACUGCAUCAUAUCUGCAGAAUGUCACUUUUCACACAACUGGGCCAUGUGCGCAAAUAUGUUCUAAAAGGGUCUAUAUAUCAGUCGGUCAAAUCCACAAUUCCCCAAUGGCCAUUCUGAUACAACAUGUUAGAAAUCCCUGACUCGCUGAUUCUGAUCAAUUUUGGGUUGGAUUUCACAAAUCAAGGAUAUCCAACAUGUCGGAUUUUGCCAAUUGUCAGACACAAUCCUCACCAAACGUAGGAUUUUGCAAAUAGAUUGUUGAUGUAUGGGCCCCUUUACCCCUAACAACCAUGGUCAUUUCCUAACCUCCAGUAAAUGUUAUAGGUCGCUAUAGGCUACAGCCUCCAAUAUGGAAGCCCCAUUGUUCGGUAUGGUGAGUUGCCUUCAUUGUGGGUAUGACACUGAUCAUUUUCUUACUGCAUUAACCAAUGUAACUGUUGUAAAAAAACAAUCCUUUGUUAUUUUAUUUCUGUUUUAAAAUAUUGCUUUGUUAUCAAUGCUGUUUUUUAAUGUUUUUAUUUGUUGAUAACAUUUUCAGGCAGAGAGAUUUUUCUUGCCCUUUAGAGCUAUGCAUUGUAAAAAUUCUAUACAGCAGUUCUGUCUAUUGUCACAUCUGAGGCUGGGUACCCACUGGAGAUAAAACAUAUACAUUACUAGAGCUUUUUAAUAGUAACGCUGUGGAUUUCCCGCAACAUUAUGAUUACACUGAUCCUCAUACCCGCUUCCGGAACUUACUCCAGUCACACCCACUGGGGCAGACAGCUUCACUCUACAGUCUGUUAUUGUCACCUGCUGACCGCAUAUUUCCAUACAUCCGGGUACAAUCCCAUCAUUUUCAAUCAGUUUAUUAUUGCGUUCAUUUUGACACCACAGAUUGUGUUUGGCCAGAGUAGGAGCUCCUAAUAAAAUCUGUAAAUAUAUUUGCUUAAAAGGUUAAAUUGUAUGAUAUUGGUGAUAUAUUAAACAUGUUUAAAAACUGGUAUAGCUAUCGCUAGCUAAAAAAAGCCAGAUUAAUAUUCAGCACCAACAUAAUAUAGCGUCUCAUGUCACUGAGGCGUUAUUAUUCCAAGAGCUUGCUGAACAUUUGGCCACAGAAGAUUUCUACAUUUCUACUAAUGUAUUUUUUUAUUUGGAUGUUCCCGAGCUGUGAUGGGAACAUUUGUUUUCUAAAACACCAAAGACUGGCACCACAUAGUUUUAUGACCUCAUCAGACUUGUACAUUUGAUGAUUUAAGGUUUUUAAAUAAAUUACAUUGAGUAGUGGUGAGAAUAAGGGGGUCCGGACUAUAAAUCAACACUAAAAAGGUCUACAGUCAAUAGGUCCUACCAAUAAUGGUAGACGUGCAUUAGGACGGCAGGGUCAAAAGGUCAACAUGACCGUGGUCGACACAUAUUGUAGACCCAAGAUUUUUAUUUGAUUUUUUUCAACUUUUUUACACUUUACCAUCCACGUGGACUACGAUUGGGUAUAAUAGUCUGUGCCGAGUGCAGCAGUACCUUGCCAUAAACUGUGAGGGGGCGCAGUACACUAAUGGGUCUUGUUUGUUGCAGAAAAGUGACAAAACACCCCCCCCCUCCAAAAAAAUUAUUUGUGGCCACCAUUUUCAUGUCGACCUUUUGUCAAUGUCAACCUUUUGACCCUAUCGACUUAAUGCAUGUGUACCAUUAGUGGUCGACCUAUUGACUGUAGAUCUUUUUAGUGUAGAUCUAAUAAUCCACACCCAAGAAUAAGUGGGAUCUGUGCUAAGCAAUCUGUACGCAGAGAGUAUGUUCCAUUUAUCACUUUCUGCAAACGAUUACAGACCAUCAUAAGUGAGGUGUAUUAUUCAGACAUUAAGAAACACACUUGUAGUUUCAGUAGGGUAUUGUCUACUACAUGUAGCUACUGCAGUGUGUUGUACCAUCUAGGAAAAACAUUGCGCUCGCUGUAAGGUUAUUUACCCUGGAAAGCCUCUGGGAAAGAAGUCACACGUUCUGGGCGUCUCUCCACUGCUGGCAUGACUGCUUUGCCAUGGCAUACUUGGCGCUUUCCACUGGUUAAGAUCGCUUAUGUAAUGUAGUGGGUAAGGGAGACAUAAGUUUACCCAUCAGACUCAUUCUUUAGAACGUGUCCCUUUUCUCUCCUAGUUACAUUUGACACAAUGUACUACAAGCCAUAGACCCAGCCUUCUCUUUCCCCAGCCACCCAACCAACUCAGUACUUACCGUUAUACCUGACAAAAUGAGAGAUUACAAGUACAGAUUGCCAUAUGACAUAUAACAAUAGUUUGAUGAAGUGUAUAAAUUCCUAUGUAUAAAAUGUAUUUUUGCCUCUCAUAUCUGGACUGCCAUGAUGUGGGGUUCCUUACUGUUUACUGUUGUGCCAUUGUGCAGGAUUUCUUUACAAAAAUAUUUUUUAAGAAGUGGUUGGAUUUCUGAAAAUCUUUGUAUCUGAGUUGAGUAUGUAAUUGCAGCUUUGUGUGUUUCUGUUCUGUAACGUUCUCUACACUGGAACUGUUCUUUGGCUGUAAGAUUUCUGAUCAUUAAACUGCAGGUUUUCCUGCUUUUGUAUGUUGUGCAAGCAAUAAUAAAAAAAACCAAUUCUUACAGUAUAA
Pseudophryne corroboree (corroboree frog) is the source of this 7703-nucleotide messenger RNA. Its product is annotated as rho GTPase-activating protein 39-like. Gene Ontology annotation, cellular component: cytoskeleton; cytoplasm. The transcript is spliced from 10 exons. Gene Ontology annotation, biological process: signal transduction. Bases 232 to 3303 code for a protein of 1023 amino acids. Gene Ontology annotation, molecular function: protein binding; GTPase activator activity. NCBI's taxonomy places the organism in Eukaryota, Metazoa, Chordata, Amphibia, Anura, Myobatrachidae. The record is from RefSeq and is a predicted model, not a curated record.